This is a messenger RNA of Kwoniella botswanensis, 1665 nucleotides long. RefSeq lists its product as uncharacterized. Gene Ontology annotation, biological process: protein dephosphorylation. The transcript has 5 exons. Bases 1 to 1665 code for a protein of 554 amino acids. The record is from RefSeq and is a predicted model, not a curated record. Gene Ontology annotation, molecular function: cation binding; [pyruvate dehydrogenase (acetyl-transferring)]-phosphatase activity. Lineage: Eukaryota; Fungi; Basidiomycota; Tremellomycetes; Tremellales; Cryptococcaceae. Gene Ontology annotation, cellular component: mitochondrion.
AUGUUAAUCAAGCUCAGACAUUUCAAGCCUUUCCAACAAUGUGGAUUUGCUUCUCAUUUGAAAACUCAUUGUUUUCAGUAUUCAUCUACACCAAAACCACCUAAUUAUUUUACCCCUAAUCAAGGCUGUCAGGACUCCAAACUCAACCCUGGUAUCUACAAAUACUUGGGUCUCAUCUCACUCUUUGCUGGAGGGGGUAUAUAUUAUCUCUUAUCAGAAGAGAGAUACAAUGAUACAACCUUAUUCAGUGGUUUGCCAGCUAAGAUCAGGACUAUUCCUUCUAUGGCAGUUGAAUUCACUUAUACUCUUGAUUCAGCUGAUGGACCCAUCAAAAAAAAUUUCUCCCAUGUUCUGCUUAGUGAAGAAGAGGUACAAAACAAGUUGAAAAAUGGGGAGAAUAAGGUAUAUGUCAACAGAGAGGGCAAUAAUGUGAAGAGUUGGGACAUCAACAGUCUACCUUCUUCUGAUACUGGUGAAGAUAGAUAUUCAACAGAUAUCAUCAGUAAAUCAGAUCUAGAAAAGCUCCUUACUAGUGAUGGGUACUUUUGGAAAAAUUGGUGGAAUACCAGAACCAAGUUUUACCUGAAUAAACAAGGUGAAGAGAUUGUAGAAGGAGAUGGAAAGAGAGAUGUGAUGAUGUUCAGUGUGUUUGAUGGACAUGGUGGACCAUAUAUUUCUGACUUACUCAGCAGAACUCUCCAUGGUUGUCUUGCUUGGAAUAUUGCCAAACUCUUAAAUCGGGGGCACAAUGAUGGGAGAGCUUGGGAGAAUGAGGCUAUUGGUGGAAGAUAUGAGUCAGGAUUGAAGCUCAGUGAUGAGUGGACACCUGCCAGUAGCAGUGAAGAUGGGCCACAAUCAUUUGCUCAAAUGAUGGCUGCAAGCUUUUUAACUGUUGAUGCCAACCUUAUUCAAAGCACCUGGUCAACCCUGUUCAGCCCUGUUGCAGACAAUUUACCAGGUCUUCCACCUCACUCACCUACUCAACUUGGCUUAGCAAAUCUGUUUGACAAUGGCUCUUGUGCUAUCACUGCUAUUGUGGAUAUAGAAUCUGACAAGUUAUAUGUGGCUAAUGUGGGAGACACAAGGGCUAUAGCUGGAUGGUGGAAUUCUGAAAAAGGGGAAUGGAGGUGUGAUAUCUUGACUGAAGAUGCUACUUGUGAGAAUGAGCAAGAAGCUGAAAGAAUUAGGAAUGAGCAUCCUGAAGAUGAGAGGCAUACAGCAAUCCAUAAUCAAGGAUAUGGUGAUACUAACAGAGUCCUGGGUGGAUUACAACCUUCAAGAGCUUUUGGAGAUGAUGCAUAUAAAAUUGGUUAUGAUGAUUUCCAAGACAUUCAAAGAGCUCUGUUCCAAAGAGAGCCUCAUAGAAGAUGGAGAUGGUUUGAAGAAUGUCCCAGCAAGACACCUCCCUAUGUCACUGCUAAACCAGAGAUUGCUAUCAGAGACAUACACCCUAGAUCUAGAGAAGAGCUGAAAUUUGUGGUUUUGGCUACUGACGGCUUGUGGGAUAGGAUCACCUCAGAAGAAGCUUCUUACUUGGUUACAUCUCAUUUGAUGCAUGAGACCCACCCUGAUCAAUCAAAAGUACAAGUCAGGGCUGUUAAUAUGAGUCAACCUACCUUGUGGCGUUGGACUCUAUAUUCUACUUGGUUUAAUAUCAGCUUCUAA